AUGACAAGAGAGAGACAGAGUCAAUAUUGUUGUGGGAGAGUGAAAGAGAGGCGAAAUUCUACGCUAGGCUGCGGCGGAGGUCAGGGAACCACAAGCAAUAAUAAUAAAGCCGAAAUACAGUUUCCUUGUAGAGAUGUUCCUAUGCACAUAAAGAAAGAAGAUAAGAAGGCUAUAAGACGAAAUAAGAAGCCUAAGAGAGAGGCGUUGCGCGUAACAUAA
Leptosia nina is the source of this 219-nucleotide messenger RNA. The record is from the annotation of a GenBank genome assembly. NCBI's taxonomy places the organism in Eukaryota, Metazoa, Arthropoda, Insecta, Lepidoptera, Pieridae.